This is a messenger RNA of Malus domestica (apple), 1878 nucleotides long. Its product is annotated as solanesyl diphosphate synthase 3, chloroplastic/mitochondrial-like. Lineage: Eukaryota; Viridiplantae; Streptophyta; Magnoliopsida; Rosales; Rosaceae. Gene Ontology annotation, molecular function: prenyltransferase activity. Gene Ontology annotation, cellular component: transferase complex. The record is from RefSeq and is a predicted model, not a curated record. Gene Ontology annotation, biological process: ubiquinone biosynthetic process; isoprenoid biosynthetic process.
UUUGCAUGCUUCUUGCAUGCCUGGGUCUGCGUUUGGCCGUCGUCAAUUCGUCAUUUGCUUGCUUGUUUAGAGAGAGCACAUGGCUGUGGCGCUUAUACAUAACCCCCGCACUCUGUCCUCUCUUACCCGCUCUUCUUCUUCUUCUUCUUCUUCUUCCUCCACAUUGACCCUCCUCUCCCAACCCCCCAAAACCCACUCUGAAUCUUCGCUCUCUUAAAGUUCGUCUCUUUAAAUCACUAUCGGUUUUAUUGUUGCUUGCGGCACAAAAGCAGAGAUGGGAGAACUGCUCGACCCAUUCUCACUUGUUUCCGAUGAGCUGUCGAUUAUUGCUAACAGGUUGCGGGCGAUGGUAGUUUCUGAGGUCCCUAAGCUUUCCUCCGCUGCCGAGUACUUCUUUAAAACGGGAGUGGAAGGAAAGAGGUUUCGUUCCACGGUCUUAUUGCUGAUGUCAACCGCGUUGAAUAUCACUGUACCUGAACCUCCUACGGAGCUGCAAGAGGCUUUGUCAACAGAGCUACGCGCAAUGCAUAUCACUGUACCUGAACCUCCUACGGAACUGCAAGAGGCCUUGUCAACAGAGCUACGCGCAAGGCAUACCACUGUACCUGAACCUCCUACGGAACUGCAAGAGGCUUUGUCAACAGAGCUACGCGCAAGGCAACAACGAAUAGCAGAAAUCACAGAGAUGUUUCAUGUGGCAAGCCUUUUACACGAUGAUGUAUUGGAUGAUGCAGACACAAGGCGUGGUGUUGGUUCAGUAAAUUGUGUAAUGGGAAAUAAGUUGGCUGUUUUAGCAGGGGAUUUUGUGCUUUCCCGAGCCUGUGUCGCACUUGCCUCCUUGAGAAACACAGAGGUUGUAUCAUUAAUGUCAACGGUUGUUGAGCAUCUUGUGACUGGUGAAACCAUGCAAAUGACUACCAAAUCUGAUCAACGUUUUAGCAUGGAAUAUUAUAUGCAAAAGACUUAUUACAAGACUGCAUCACUGAUUUCAAAUAGUUGCAAAUCAAUUGCCGUUCUAGCUGGGCAUACAACCGAAGUUGCUGCGUUGGCUUAUGAAUAUGGAAAAAAUCUGGGACUGGCAUUUCAAUUAAUAGAUGAUCUCCUUGAUUUUACGGGCACAUCAGCUUCACUUGGAAAGGCAUCUUUAUCUGACAUCCGCCAUGGCAUUGUAACUGCUCCAAUAUUGUUUGCCAUGGAAGAGUUUCCUCAGUUGCGUACAGUUGUUGAACAAUGCCUUGAUAACAACCCUGCAAAUAUUGAACUCGCUCUCAACUACCUCGGUAGGAGCCGUGGAAUACAUAGGACAAGGGAGCUAGCCACAAAACAUGCAAACCUUGCCGCAGCAGCAAUCAAAUCUCUGCCCAAGAGCGAAGACGAGAAUGUCAGAAAAUCGAGGAGGGCACUCGUACAUCUCACCCAGGUAGUCAUUACAGGAACCAAGAAAAGGGACGCCCCUUCUUGAUUCAUCCAAAGCCAGAAAUAAAAAUGGGCGUGCAUGGGAAAAAAAUUGUGUGCGGGAAUUGUUUCCUUUUAGAUUUUCAUCCACCCGUGGUAAGAAGAGAAUGCUUGAAUGGAAUAAUUGUGUAUUUCAUUGAUACAUGAAGGAGAAAUAUACACAGUUAAUAUGCACAAUCAACUCCAUAGAAAUUGGAGUUGACUUCCUAACUAGGUAAAUACAUAAAAAGCUAAGUACACAAAUAAUUAGGGAUUUGUUCCGAUUGAUAUCUCACUGAUUUGUCAACAUUCUCCCUCAAGUUGGUGCAUAUAUGUCACUCAUGCCCAACUUGUCUAAGAAACUUGAAAACUUAUGACUUGAAACAACUUUCGUGAGAAUAUCUGCCAACAGAUCCUCCGUUCUAAUUGACGAUACUUCAAUUA